Messenger RNA from Gavialis gangeticus (Gharial), 2625 nucleotides. RefSeq names its product NIMA related kinase 8 (gene NEK8). Bases 107 to 2086 code for a protein of 659 amino acids. Gene Ontology annotation, molecular function: ATP binding; protein kinase activity. Gene Ontology annotation, biological process: protein phosphorylation. The record is from RefSeq and is a predicted model, not a curated record. The transcript has 14 exons. Lineage: Eukaryota; Metazoa; Chordata; Crocodylia; Gavialidae.
CGUGCGCCGGCUGCAGCCCCCCCGCACCGCUUGCAGGAUCGUGCACCUAUGCCUGCGUAAGGCCGACCAGAAGCUGGUGAUCAUCAAGCAGAUCCCGGUGGAGCAGAUGAGCAAGGACGAGCGGCUGGCGGCGCAGAAUGAGUGCCAGGUGCUCAAGCUGCUGAGCCACCCCAACGUCAUCGAGUACUACGAGAACUUCCUGGAGGACAAGGCCCUCAUGAUCGCCAUGGAGUACGCGCCAGGGGGCACGCUAGCGGAGUUUAUCCACAAACGGGGCAGCUCGCUGUUGGACGAAGACACCAUCCUGCACUUCUUCGUGCAGAUCCUGCUGGCCCUGCACCACGUACACACCAAGCAAAUCCUACACCGUGACCUCAAGACACAGAACAUCCUACUGGAUGAGCACCGCAUGAUCGUUAAGGUCGGGGACUUUGGCAUCUCCAAAAUCCUGAGCAGCAAAAGCAAAGCCUACACGGUUGUGGGAACUCCAUGCUACAUCUCUCCAGAGCUGUGCGAAGGGAAACCAUACAACCAGAAGAGCGAUAUCUGGGCCCUGGGCUGCGUGCUUUAUGAACUCGCCAGUCUCAAGAGGGCCUUCGAAGCUGCAAACCUUCCCGCCUUGGUACUGAAGAUCAUGAGCGGGACAUUCGCGCCUGUCUCCGAUCAGUACAGCCCGGACCUGCGGCAGCUCAUCCUCAGCAUGCUCCACCUGGACCCCUCCAGGCGGCCCCCCCUGAACGAGAUCAUGGCCCAGGCCCUCUGCAUCCGCCCACUCCUGAACCUCUACACCGACGUGGGCAGUGUCAAAAUGAAGAGGCCUGAGAAGCCCGUGGCUCCAGUGCCAUCAGUGACCCACAGCCGGGCAGGCAGACGAGUGACCAGUGCAAGGCCCAGGGGUGCUCGCAGCAGCUCUUCCAGGACCGGAAUCCCCCUUCCCCUGUCAUCUGUCUAUGCCUGGGGCAGCGGGAUCAGCACCCCGCUCCGGCUACCCAUGCUGAGCACAGAGGUGGUGCAGGUGUCGGCAGGGAGGACCCAGAAGGCCGGUGUCACAAAGUCAGGGAGGCUGGUCAUGUGGGAGGCUCCCCCCGUGGGCGCAGCUGGAGGGCCCUCGCUGCCAGGGGCCGUGGAACAGCUCCAGCCACAGUUUGUGUCUCGCUUCCUGGAAGGCCAGUCAGGAGUGACCAUCAAACAUGUGUCCUGCGGUGACCUCUUCUCCGCCUGCCUCACAGACAGAGGGAUCAUCAUGACAUUUGGCAGUGGCAGCAACGGCUGUUUGGGCCACGGGAACUUCAUGGACGUGACUCAGCCCAAGAUCGUGGAGGCACUGCUGGGCUACGAGAUCGUGCAGGUGGCUUGUGGCGCAUCACAUGUCCUGGCUGUCUCCAACGAGCGGGAAGUGUUUGCCUGGGGCCGGGGGGAUAAUGGUCGGCUGGGGCUGGGGACGCUGGAGUCCCACAAUUCCCCACAGCAGAUACCAGUCCCAUCAGAGCACGAGGCGCAGGGAGUCAUCUGCGGCAUUGAUGCCUCCAUGGUCCUGACCAUUAGUGGCCACAUCCUUGCUUGUGGGAGCAACCGGUUCAACAAGCUGGGCCUGGACUACAUCACGGCUGAGGAGAAGCCUUCUCAGGAGAACCAGGUGGAAGAGGCCCCUGCCCUUGUUUGCAUCCGCUCUGCUCCCUUGCUCCGCGAGCCAAUGGUGUGUGCUGACAUCGGCACAGCCCACUCAGCUGCAGUCACAGCUUCCGGGCAGUGUUACACCUUUGGCAGCAACCAGCAUGGGCAGCUUGGCACUGGCACCUGCCGCAGCAGUCGUGUGCCCUACCUGGUUGUGGGGCUCCAAGCCGUGAAGGUCACCAUGGUCGCCUGCGGCGAUGCCUUCACUGUGGCCAUUGGAGCAGAUGGAGAGGUCUACACAUGGGGAAAGGGAGCCAGGGGCCGCCUGGGAAGGAAGGACGAGGAGACCAGGAUGCCCCGGCCAGUGCAGCUGGAGGAGACGCACCCCUGCGUGGUGACCUCAGUCGCCUGCUGCCACGGGAACACGCUGCUGGCUGUAAAACCAGCACUAGAAGAGCCGGCCCCAUUGUGAGGAGCAGCUGCAGCCCCCCCAGAUGGCUGCAGGAGGCUUCCCCCUGCACUUCUGGCCCACAGGCCAGUGCUGCUCACCCCAGCGGGGCCGGAUCCUGCACCGGAGGGCUGUGCUGGAGGAUGCUCCUGAGAGCACUAGGACGGUGACUGAGCAUUGGGGCCCCUGUGGUUCCUGCAGAGACCCCGGAGCACUGGGAUCCCUGGGGGCUGUCUCCAUGGGUCCCCCGUCUCCCUGUGCCUAUGCGGUAGCAGCUGCCAGGACAGGCCUCAUCCCCUCCUUUUAGGGGCUGCUCCUGACCGUGUGACUGUUCAGAGAGCCGGGCCAGGGGCUGUGCGGUGCCAGCGAGCAGGGCCGUAGUGUCUCUUCCGCCGCCACCACUCCAUCCCCACACGUGGGCUGGCAGCCGGCGUCUGCGGCUCCACAGGAGCAGCUGCUGCCAUGGCCCUGGGCUCACAGGGUGACUCGGCACCAAAUUCCUGGUUUUUCUUAUUCCCAAAGUCUAUUUUUUCUUUGGAGCAUUCUCCCCGACAGCUGACCCA